AUGCAUCGUUUAUCCAUUAUCGUUCUCUUCAUUCUCAUCAGUUGUCAACUGGUCUCCUCUCAUCCGAAACGCGAGCGUCGUCUCGUGCUCAAGCCAGGCAAGGUGAUCAUGAUCGAGCCAGCCGAGGGCGUUGAGGGAUCGGGUGAAGGGCUGAAGAAGAAAGAUGAGGAGAAGGUUGAAGAGGGAUCUGCAGAGAUCGAGGGCUCUGGCCAGCACCACGUCGAGGGUAGCGGUGUCGAGGGAAGUGGAUUAGUCGAAGGCUCAGGAUCUGUCGAGGGAUCAGGUAUCGACACAGUGCUCACUCUAGAAGAAGCUAAAGAGAAGAAAGCCGAGAAAACCGGUGGCGUUGUCGAGGAAAAACUCCUCAGCCUAAGCGGUGACUUCAAACGAGAGGCAAAGAAAGAGAAAAAAGAGAAAGAU
Mesorhabditis belari is the source of this 420-nucleotide messenger RNA. NCBI's taxonomy places the organism in Eukaryota, Metazoa, Nematoda, Chromadorea, Rhabditida, Rhabditidae. The record is from the annotation of a GenBank genome assembly.